Molecule: messenger RNA, 2437 nt
Organism: Tachyglossus aculeatus (Australian echidna)
Lineage: Eukaryota; Metazoa; Chordata; Mammalia; Monotremata; Tachyglossidae
Gene: ATXN1L
Product: ataxin 1 like
Biological process (GO): regulation of DNA-templated transcription; anatomical structure development
Cellular component (GO): nucleus
Molecular function (GO): RNA binding; protein binding
Source: RefSeq, a predicted model, not a curated record
GGCGGCGGCGGCGGGAGGAGGGAGCCGGGGAGCGCCGUGAGAUGGGCCGACUAUCAGGUCAGCCGGGAGGAAACUGUUUCAAAUUACAACUCCCCAGGAGCCCCACGAAGAAUUCAGAUGAGGGGGUCCCGCCCAACCGAGGAAAGGAAGCCCCGGAGGAGCCCCUUCUGAUGUCCCCCGGAGCAGGUCGACCCCCUCUGGGCUCUGGGUACCCCACAGAGCAAUAUGAAACCCGUUCAUGAGAGGAGUCAGGAAUGCCUUCCACCAAAGAAACGAGAUCUCCCCGUAACCAGCGAGGACAUGGGGAGGACCGCCAGCUGCUCGACCAACCACGCCCCCGUCAGCGACCCUCCUGACUGGGCCGGAGGGGUAGUGGUGACCGGGCAGGGCCAGGCGGGAGCGAGGCCCGGCUCGAGCUGCGAUGGGGCCGAGGCCGUCGCGGGCCUGACGGUGGACCAGUACGGCAUGCUGUAUAAAGUGGCCGUGCCCCCGGCCUCUUUUUCUCCGAGCGGCCUCCAUUCCGUGGUGAAUAUGAGCCCCCUCCCCCCGGCCUUUAAUGUAGCAUCCUCGUUGAUUCAGCAUCCGGGAAUCCACUACCCUCCCAUCCACUAUGCCCAGCUCCCCCCGACGUCCCUGCAGUUCAUCGGGUCACCUUACGCCCUGCCCUAUGCCGUGCCCCCCAGUUUCAUGCCCAGCCCCCUCCUCUCCCCUUCCGCCAACCUCACGACCUCUCACGUUCCUCACUUCGUGCCAUACGCCUCCCUUCUGCCGGAAGGAGCCACCCCCCCUCCCCCGGCCCCUUCCCCGGCUCACCCCUUCAACAAGGUCCCCUCCGGCACCCCGCCCCCGGGCCAGCUGCAGCUCCAGCACCACCCCGGCUCCCAGCCGGUGGAUCUGACGCCGGGCCGGAUGCCCGUGUACUACCAGAUGUCUCGGCUCCCCGCGGGGUACGCCGCGCACGAGGCCGCCCCGCCGGGAGAAACUCCAGAUCCCUCCCCGCGGGAGGGCCAGCCCGCUCUGGACGCGGCCUCGGCCAACGGAGGUCAGAGGCAGCCGGAGAGGAACCCGGUGAGGCGGGCGGCCGAGCCGGGGGCCGACGCCCGGGGCCUCGGGGCGGCGGCGGCGGCGGCGGAAGGCGCGGCGGACGGGCCCUCGUUUUCGGGGCCCCGGACUCCUCGGCUCGAGGCGGCGGUGCCGGCUCACCGAGGCACCCCGGACACCGACCUGGAGGUCCAGAGGGUGGUCGGUGCGUUAGCUUCUCAGGACCGUCGGCUGGCCUCGGCUCAGAGGAGGGACCAGCCCAGCCCCCUCAACCUGUCCCAUCACAUUUCCGACCAUCACGGGGAGGCGAGAGGCGCGGCCCGGGGCCCGCACACGCCGCCCCAGGGGCCGGCGAAACACAGACCUCCUCCGCCCAGAGCAGUGGCGCUAGCCAACGGCAACCCGGUGCCCGUCGGGGCCGCCCGGAGCUCGUCGCCCCCGGGGCCGGAGAGCCCGGCGCCGCGCAGCUGGGCCGCGCGGGCCCGGGCCGCCGGGCCGGAGGAGGACCCGGCCCCGCCGCCCGCCGCCACCGCGUCCCAUUUGCCUUCGCACUUCAUGAAAGGUGCCAUCAUCCAGCUGGCCACCGGAGAGCUGAAGCGGGUGGAGGAACUGCAGACCCAGGACUUCGUCCGCAGCGCCGAGGCGAGCGGGGGCUUGAAGAUCGACUCCAGCACGGUGGUGGACAUCCAGGAGAGCCAGUGGCCCGGCUUCGUCACGCUGCAUUUUGUGGUCGGGGAGCAGCAGAGCCGAGUGAGCAUCGACGUGCCCCCGGAGCACCCCUUCUUCGUCUACGGCCAGGGCUGGUCCUCCUGCAGCCCCGGGCGGACCGCGCGGCUCUUCUCUCUGCCCUGCCACCGGCUGCAGGUGGGCGACGUCUGCAUCUCCAUCAGUUUACAGAGUUUGAACGGUAACCCCGUUCCUCAGGCCGGCCGCUCUUCCCCGGGACAGCCGGGUCCUGCCCGAGAGAGGCCUGAGAGGACGGUCUUGGGAGCCAGAGAGCCAUGUGACAGUGACAGGAAGUGCCAGCCGCCGGGAGACGGGGCGGGAGCCCCGAGCGGCCCCGCCGCCGACCUCUCCCGGCCCGAGCAGGGCGCUCAGCCCUGCUGGCCGGCCCCGGGCUUCCAAAGAUACAGCGCACAGGGGGAGGAGGCCCGGGCCGCUCUGCUCCGCCCCUCCUUCAUUCCGCAGGAGGUGAAGCUGUCGAUCGAAGGCCGUUCCAACGCGGGAAAGUGAUCGGCGGUCCGUCCCCCCCGCCAAGGCCCGCGAACGUGGCUGUGGCCCGUGGGCGGUCCUCACCGUGAGCAGGUGGAGAAUUUGCACACGUGGAGCGGUGGGUCGGCCGGGGGAGUCCGCUCCCCUGGCCGAGGGAGUGGGGAUGGGGUGGCGAGGGAGGAAC